AAUGGUUGAGAGACAUUCUGAUUAUACAUAUUCUGAAAAGCUUCGCAUAAGUGUUGGAACUUGGAAUGUGAACGGUGGUAAACAUUUUAGAUCUAUUGCUCACAAGCAUGAAUCUAUAACUGACUGGCUAUUAGAUCUACCAAAGUUAACUCGUGAAAGUAGACCAGAACUUCUACGAAACAAUAUAAACUAUGAUAGACCUGUUGACAUUUAUGCGAUUGGCUUUCAAGAAAUUAUUGAUUUAAAUGCAAGUAAUAUUAUGAAUGCAAGCACAACAAAUCAAAGAGAAUGGGGAAAGUAUCUUCAAGAUAUUAUUUCAAGAGAUCACAAAUACGUUCUUCUGACAUCUAUACAAUUAGUCGGAGUUUGCCUAUAUAUAUUCAUUAGACCUAAGCAUGCUCCUUUUAUCCGUGACGUCGGUGUAGACUCAGUUAAAACUGGUUUAGGAGGAGCCGCUGGCAACAAAGGAGGAGUUGCAAUACGCUUUGUGAUGCAUCAUAAUUCCUUUGUUUUUGUUUGUUCACAUUUAAGUGCAGGACAAUCUCAUAUGCAAGCUAGAAACCAAGAAUUUCAUGAGAUUGCCCAGAAACUACAUUUUCCAAUGGGUAGAACCAUUAGCUCUCACGAUUACAUAAUAUGGUGUGGAGAUUUAAAUUAUAGAAUUGAUAUGCCAAAUAGUGAAGUAAGGGAGGCGAUAAAACAUGGUGAAUACGAAACAUUAAUGGCAGAAGAUCAAUUACUCAAACAAAGAAACCUGGGAAGCGUUUUCAAGGGGUUCUUAGAAUUUCCUACAAACUUUGCUCCGACUUACAAAUAUGAUUUAUUCUGUAAUGAUUAUGACACCAGUGAAAAAAAUCGCAUUCCUGCCUGGACCGAUCGUAUACUCAUUCGAAAAAAACCAUGGCCUAAAUACAUUGGUGAGGAAUCAGCUGAGCCAAAUGAGGGAAUCACACAAAUGCUUUAUAAUCGAGCUGAGUUAAAGACGUCUGAUCAUAGACCAGUGUUGGCUCUCUACGAUGUUGAACUUAUCCGUGUGAAUAGUGAGAGACGUUUUGACGUCUAUGAUGAAGUAAUAUCCCUUCAAGGACCAUCGGAUGCAACUGUGGUGGUUUUUUAUUCGGACAAUGCUGGAAUGGAUGAUGAAAGCUUCCAAAAUAUAAUACAAGUUAUUGGGGCUUCUGGUAAUAUUAUUUUAGUGCGAUUCGUGGAACAGAGUACCCUUAUAACUUUUUCAUCGGGUAAAGAAGCCUUGGAAGCUGUCAAAAGUGACGGUUUAAGUAUAGGUGGUAGAGAAAUGCGUGUAACCUUGAAAACAGGCGAUUGGAAGCAGAUUUUACAGAGAGAAAUGAAAUUAGCAGAUAUUUGUGAUGAACCUGUUGCUGAUGAAGCUGAAGAAGUCGAAGAUGAUGUUCCAGAGUUGAGCAGUUCUACUGAUCGUCGCUCUAAAUUUAUCAAGAGGUUAUCUUUAUUAAGAGAAGAUUCCAACUUCCCAACUAUGUCCUUUGAUGUUGACGAUGAAGACGAAGAAGCAGUAACAGGAAAAUCUAAAUCCCGUGAGCCUAGUCCAAGGCCAGAAGACAACGAAAAUCGCCAGAGUUCUGUAAAAAAACCGGAUAAACCGAAGCCUCCGGAGCGACCGGCUGCACCUCCUGCCAGGCCACCUCCCCCUGCUCCAAAUCGUCCUGCUCCACCAGUAAAUCGACCUACAUCAGUUCUAAUGAGGAAUCAUCCUACUGGAUCAAAGCAGACCAUGCAGGCAAGUCGAAUAAGUCAACCUGUUGAUGUCGUUCAUCGUCAUGCUUCUAAUCCAGCUGAAAUGAAAGAACUUAUAAACAGCUUGAUGAGUCCUACAAGUCCGACAUCAGCAAAUCUCCCAGCUCCAAUGCAACCCCAGAAACCAUCUCCGCCAGCAACCGAUAAAUCGACACCAACGACUCCGCCUAAACCAGCUCCACGAUCGGCUAGCUCAAAUUCCUUAAGUGAAAAGGCGACUCCAGCUGUUCCACCAAGAAGAGAUGUACCUCCUGUCGCGGCACCUAGAAAUUCUAUGUCCCCUGAGGAUAGUUCUAAUAAAACUGUUCCUCCUGUUCCUGCUAGACCUAAUGCACCGCCAGCAGUUCCACCAAGGAACUUUCAAAGUUAG
This is a messenger RNA of Dimorphilus gyrociliatus, 2143 nucleotides long. NCBI's taxonomy places the organism in Eukaryota, Metazoa, Annelida, Polychaeta, Dinophilidae. The record is from the annotation of a GenBank genome assembly.